AUGUCUUCCCUUUCUUUGGAGGAUAAAACAACCAACAUUACCAGUAAAGGAAUUACAUCUAUCUAUAUGAGCACAUGUAUCAGCGCAACGCUACCUGAAGCCAAUGGAAUGCAGGAUCUGUUACAAAAAUAUUCUCAAAUUACAACACCAUUCCGGUAUACAGCAACCAUUCGUCACAAUGCUGAGCACCAUAUUUAUACUACAGGCCCACCCACGUGUUCAUCUCCAUGGCGGUUGAAGCCUGAUAAAUAUAAGUUGGCGAAAGCUGAGUUUCAGCACAUGCUGGACCUCGGUAUAAUUAGACCUUCUUCGAGUCCUUACUCAUCUCUUUUUCACAUGGUUCCAAAACCGGACUCAGGAGCUUGGAGACCUUGUGGCGACAUCUGGAAGCUGAAUGCUACUACAAUUCCGGAUAAAUACCCAGUCCCGCACUUGCACGAUUUCGCAGUGGGUUUACGGGGCGCCACAGUCUUCACAAAACUUGAUCUAGUGAAAGCAUUCCACCAGAUAUCAGUGGCCAAGGAGGAUAUCCAUAAAACCACUCCUUUUGGUUUAUACCGAUUUUUUGUUCACAUCUCUCUCUCGCUCUCUCUCUCUCUCUCUAUCUAUCUAUCUAUCUAUCACAUUCUAUUAUCUAUCUCAUUCUACUAUCUAUCUAUCUAUCUAUCUAUCUAUCUAUCUAUAUAA
Messenger RNA from Acanthosepion pharaonis, 687 nucleotides. The record is from the annotation of a GenBank genome assembly. Lineage: Eukaryota; Metazoa; Mollusca; Cephalopoda; Sepiida; Sepiidae.